Molecule: messenger RNA, 910 nt
Organism: Ictalurus furcatus (blue catfish)
Lineage: Eukaryota; Metazoa; Chordata; Actinopteri; Siluriformes; Ictaluridae
Gene: twist3
Product: twist3
Exons: 2
Coding region: 119-706 (195 amino acids)
Biological process (GO): regulation of transcription by RNA polymerase II; developmental process
Molecular function (GO): protein dimerization activity; RNA polymerase II transcription regulatory region sequence-specific DNA binding; DNA-binding transcription factor activity, RNA polymerase II-specific
Source: RefSeq, a predicted model, not a curated record
CUGACUGAAGGAUCAACAACAGAAUUCUGAUCUUUAGGCAGUAAAUACACAGCUGUAGAGAGAAAAGGCAAGCGGUAGAUCAGGACCAGAGGACCACAGAGACAGAAGAACAUCUGCCAUGAGAGAAGAGGAUAGCUGUGGAGAUUUCCCCAAAGGUGGAGUGAUUCCCCGGGAUGAGGACGAGGAACGACGCAGUAAUAAAUGUCCCGUUGUCGUGACCCGAAAACGACUGACAAGCCCUAAGAAGGAGCUCAGCGCUGAUCUGCUUGCUGAAGAUAAAACCGUCACACCUUCUAUCCCUAAACGUCCCAAAAAGAGUUCUCCAUCUCCUUCAUCCUUGUCCUCGUCCUCACUGGUGCCAUUGGUGAGCUCGGUGUCUCCGCUUCCUGGUCAGCAGUUUGAGGAUCUUCACUCUCAGAGAGUCAUCGCGAACGUGCGGGAACGUCAGCGCACACAGUCUCUGAACGACGCCUUCGCCUCGCUCAGGAAAAUCAUCCCCACGCUGCCAUCCGACAAACUGAGCAAAAUUCAGAUCCUCAAACUCGCUUCGCGCUACAUCGACUUCCUCUACCAGGUGCUGCAGAGCGAUGACGGACAGAUGGACACCAAGAUGGCGAGCUGUAACUACCUGGCACACGAGAGACUGAGCUACGCCUUCUCCGUGUGGAGGAUGGAGGGAGCCUGGUCCAUGUCGGCCACUCACUAACUCCAACACCUCGUCUGAUUCACAUUAACUCUGUGAAACCAGAGACACUCAGCUGGGUUUCAUAGUUUUAAUUAAUGCUACUAGUGUUAAGCUCGCCCAAUUACCAUGACCACGCCCCUCACCCUGGCCACGCCCCCUUCACAUUAUCCUUAACAAGUCUAGUGUCCAACAAAAGUCUUUCCUCGUCUAAUCUCCAUAAUUCAG